This is a messenger RNA of Acaromyces ingoldii, 1707 nucleotides long. RefSeq lists its product as hypothetical. The transcript has a single exon. Lineage: Eukaryota; Fungi; Basidiomycota; Exobasidiomycetes; Exobasidiales; Cryptobasidiaceae. Bases 1 to 1707 code for a protein of 568 amino acids. The record is from RefSeq and is a predicted model, not a curated record.
AUGAAGCGCUUCCUCAAGACGGUCGGCCUCACUGUACUGGCCACCGUCAUUGCCAUCCUAGCAAUUGGCGGCUGCGUCGCCUGGAAUUUCUUCCUCCACGAGCAAGGUCGCGCCCCUGCCGACUACCAUGCCAGUGCCAGGUCGUCGGAUGGUGGAGUUGGCCCUCUCCUCAACAGAGACACCGUGUUCGACGUCUUUGGCAAGCUCAGCAUCGAUGCGGGCGACGACGACGACCGUGUGACGACGCUCUAUGACGGGCCCGUCUUUUCCAACGCAACGCUGUCCAAACGAAGCCUGUUUACGCGUGUGCCCGUCAAACUGCCGCUGCGCAAAGACGUCCUCUCGGGCGAAGCCAGCCUCGUCGCCUCGUUCUAUGUCCUGCCAAGACUUCCUCCAACACAUACAUGGAGAAGCACACACGAGGCGCUGGCGCAGUGCACCCCGCUUGCCGGCUUCGCGGCCAACGUCAAGCGCGCCUCGUCGAGCGAGAGCGACGUGCUGACAAUGAAGGACGCUGCGGGCCGUGUCACGCUCGCAAAGCGUUCCCGCGUCAUCUUGUCCGAGGACACAUCACGGUACGACCUGGCCAAGUACCGCGAGACGUUUGGUGCUCUCGUCGAGGGUCCCGCGGGCAACAACUCGGAGAGCAAGCCACUCGAGGCACAGUCGCUGUCGAUGUUCUGCGGUGGGCGGGCAUCAAAGUGGCUGGAUCCCUUUCGUGUCUACCACGACUUCUCGGUCGGAGUAGGGACGGAGGAGGAGGAAGUUGCACUAUAUGCGACCAAGCCCUAUGUGGGCAAGUACAGCGCCGGGCCAAUGGAUCUCGUUAGGCUGCAAGACGUGGCGCGGGCUGGGCACGAUGUGUAUGCGUACGACUGGAACAUCAAGCUCGAUGUUCUCCCACCCGUCCAGCUCGACUGGGCCACGUCGUCGGACAACUGCUCGUCGACUGCGAUGCUCCGCCAGGCCUCCCUCUCUCCCAACAGCAGUACGGACCUCGUCACUGCGCAGGAGAGCUACGAGUUCUACGCCGGCUUCACUGGCGACGCGCACUUCCCCACCUCGAAGCCGCUCGCGUCAAUCGCCUACCUGGCCUUCAUCACCGUCGUGCGCCGGAUCGAGUGGCCCAUGGAGCUCCUCUACUGGUGCAUCAAGCGGUCCGACACGCGCGGCCUCUCUCCCCUCGCACUCGUCCUCUCGCUCUGCACCGACGUCGCUGUCCUCAUCCUCGACUGGCGCACCACCAGACCCUCCCUUUUCGCAGUGCUUCUCCUUGCACUCCGACUGCUGGCACUCUGGAGGGCAAGGCGACAGCGACGGGUCGUGCCCCUCCGCUACGCACUGGCCUUUUUCACUUUCUACUUCUUCCUCGCUCGGUCCGAGCUUGCGCUGAUACCUGCCUCAUCGCCCUCGCUGACGAUCGUCGAGGAUGCCCCACUACCGCAAGCACUCCUCUCAGCCGCGGGCACGACGACGACGUUUGUCCUCCUCCUCGCCAAUGCUGCACAGGGGACCUUUGCGGGCACCUCUCGAUGGUCCCGCCUCUCCGUCACGCUCAUCUCGCUUGCCCAUCUCGUCUACGCCCACUCCGAAGUAAUAGGCGGGCACAAGUACAAGCACGCCGCCUACGACGCCGCGUCGGCGCUGCAUUUGGGCCUCGGCACCGCGCUCGUCAUUCAAGGAUUUAUCCUCUAUGAGCCUGUCUGA